Lethenteron reissneri (Far Eastern brook lamprey) is the source of this 6570-nucleotide messenger RNA. RefSeq names its product transmembrane and coiled-coil domains 3 (gene SLC9D1). Gene Ontology annotation, molecular function: potassium:proton antiporter activity. Gene Ontology annotation, biological process: potassium ion transmembrane transport; proton transmembrane transport. Gene Ontology annotation, cellular component: membrane. The record is from RefSeq and is a predicted model, not a curated record. NCBI's taxonomy places the organism in Eukaryota, Metazoa, Chordata, Hyperoartia, Petromyzontiformes, Petromyzontidae.
GGCUUCUCAUCGCGCCCUCCUCCUCCUCCUCGUUGGUGGUGGUGGAGGUGAAGGUGGUGGUGAAGGAGGAGGAGGCGUUGUUGGUGGUGGUGGUGGUGAAGAAGGAGGUGGUGGUGGUGGAGGCGGCGGUGGUUUUGGAGUCUGGGGCGGAGCGGCGUCUGAGAAGCGAAUGCGGAAUUCAGACUAGAUGGACGAGACUUGGCCAGUCAUCUUAGCACGCCCCAUCCACCGCGUCACGGCUCCUCAGGCUCCACCGCGGCAGGCCACGGCACCAGGAAACUAAACACAGGCCGACUCUCCUCCCCAGGCCGUGCCGCCAUCAUCUUGCGGAGACGCAUGGGACGCCUCCGGCAUCGGACGGCACGGGACAACCUGGGCGGCCCUCGCCGGACGGUCAUGAGGAGCGCGGAGCCGCGCUCCCACGCUCUACCGUGAUGGACGGUGACGGUCCCCGCCCCUCCCGGCUGCUGGCGGCACUUGCGCUGGUGGCGCUUGCGCUGGCCGUGCUGCCGGCGCACGGAGCGGAGCACGGCUCCGUGGCGCGGCACGCCAUCAAGCUGCACCGUGGGCGCGAGGCGGCCGCACGAGCUGUCAGGAGCGGUGGCGGAGCCAACGGCGGCAUUAAACAGUGGGCGUGUGGCCGGCUGGCCACUCUGCUCAAGCACAAAGCCCAGGUGAUCCGUAAGCUCAACUCGGCGAUCGGCGUGGUGGAGAAGGAUGGCAAGAUUUCGCCGGAGGAGAAGCUCUUUCAGGUGCACACGCUGGAGAUCUUCCAGAGGGAGCUCAACGACAGCGAGAGUUCCGUGUUCCAGGCCAUCGUGGGCCUGCAGCGCGCACUGCAGGGCGACUUCCGGGACCUCCUCAACAUGAAGGAGAGCAGUCGCCAGCGGUUGGAGGCCCUGCGGCAGGCGGCCAUCAAGGAGGAGCAGGAGUACGUGGAGCUGGUGGCGGCGGAGCGGCGCGAGGCGGAGGCCCUGAAAGUGCGAGCGCUGCGCAACCGCAGCCUCUCCAUGCUGGACGGCGUGCUGGAGGACGUGCGGCGUGCCGCCAACCGCCUGGAGGAGCGCAUCGAGGAGCACGUCUUCGACAACCAGGAGAUGGGGAAAGGCGCCAACGUGGAGGCGGUGUGGCGGCUGGAGGAGCCGGACGAGGACAGCGUGGGGAACAUGUCGCGACGCGAGGCCGGCGGGGAGGACCUGGGCCUGAGCAUGCUCAUCGACUCGCUCAACAACCAGUACGUGCUCACCAAGCCCCGCGACUCCACCAUCCCGCGCUCCGACCACCACCUCAUCACGGACAUCGUUGCCAUCGUGCUGCUGUCCCUGCCGUGCGGGUGGCUGUGCAUGCUCAUGGGGCUGCCCUCAAUGUUCGGCUACGUGGUGUGCGGCGUGCUGCUCGGCCCCUCCGGCCUCAACGCCAUCAAGGCCAUCGUGCAGGUGGAGACACUGGGGGAGUUUGGCGUCUUCUUCACGCUCUUCUUCGUGGGGCUCGAGUUUUACCCGGAUCGGCUGCGCAAGGUGUGGCGCGUCGCUCUGCAGACCCCGCUGGCCAUGAUGGUGCUGAUGCUGGGCACGGGGCUGCUGUGGGGCCACGUGCUACACAUUCCACCCAACCAGAGCCUCUUCAUCUCCGCGUGCCUCUCGCUCUCCAGCACGCCGCUCAUCUCCAAGUUCCUGCAGGCGGCCGGCGCGCGGCCCGACAAGGAGGGAGACGGGGACUACAGCAGCAUGCUGCUGGGCAUCCUGGUGGUGCAGGACAUGCAGCUGAGCGUCAUCAUCGCGCUCAUGCCCACGCUCGCGCAGGCCGGCACGGCACACCCCGCCAGUGCGCUGUGGGAGUGGGUGCGCGUGUCGGGGCUGGUGGGCCGCGUGCUCGCGUCCAUGGCCGGCGUGCUGCUGCUCUGCGUGCUGCUCCGGUCGCGCGUCAUCGGCCCCUUCUACCGCCGCCUGCACAGCGCCAGCGCGCGCGCCGGCAGCCCCGAGCUGCUCACGCUCGGCCUCUCCGCGUUCAUCUUCGCCAUGCUGCGGGUGACAGAGGCGUUGGAAGUGUCGAUGGAGCUGGGCUGCUUCCUGUCGGGCGUCCUCGUCUCCUCGCUGGGCCACGUCGUCACCGAGGAGGUGAGCAGCUGCCUGGAGCCGAUCCGCGACUUCCUCGCCAUCCUCUUCUUCGCCUCGAUAGGGCUACACGUGUUCCCCACGUUCGUGCUCUACGAGUUCUCCACGCUGCUCUUCCUCACCCUCUUCGUCGUCUUCGUCAAGUUCGCCUUUGCGUCGGCGGUGCUGUGGGUGGUGCUGCCGCGGGGCAGCCGCUACCUCUGCUGGGUGGUGGCGUCGGGCCUGGCCCAGGUCAGCGAGUUUAGCUUCGUGCUGGGGAGCCGUGCUCGCCGCGCCGGCAUCGUGUCCCGCGAGGUCUACCUGCUCAUCUUGAGCGUGACCACGCUGAGCCUGCUGCUGGCGCCUGCGCUGUGGCGCCUGUCCCUCGCCCGGUGCCUGCCCCCCACGGCGGACCGCAGGGUGGCAGCGUGACGGACGGCGGCCGCCACCGCAGCGAGCCGCGCUGCCAUGGCGCAGGCUGCACCAGAGGGCCCACGGCACUCCUCACCGGCACUCCUGACCCACACUCCUCACCGGCACUCCUCACUGACACUCCUCACCGACAUACCACCAACCCCACAAUACAGUACACAUUUUCAGCUCCACUCCCUGCAUCACAACAUUUGUCUGCCACUCUCAAACUCCAUCAGACCUGCACUCCAAUCUUAAACGCCGACAGCUGCACACCACCACAACCACACCAACCGUACACCUUACACCCUGAUACACUGCACAACCCACCUCACACUGCACGCCACACCUCACAUUCCACACCUCACCCCACACGCACCCCCCAGGGGGCGAGUGAGACUCCCUGGGGACCCAGCGGGCUCCGUGAGGCGCUUGCCGAGAACGCGGCUUUCAGCCGGACACGGUCACCCCUGGUGCCCGGGAGAAAGAACAUCACAAACACAGCAGGACUCACGGAAAGCACUUUGCUGCGCACAGGCUGCCCGAUGCAGGCCCUGCGUGCGCGACGGGGAAUUCCACACGAGAGAUAUUCUAAUUUGGAACCGGUGGACUGCGUUUACAGCUCGGUCGGAACCGCCUCGGAUCAAAAUGUCCUGCGACCGGCGGCAGGGUUUCGUUUGGGUUCUCGUUGCGACAACACUCGUCGUCGUCGUCGUCGUUAGCGGAGACUGGAAGCCGGGAUCAAAUGUCCGCGAGCGGCACGAGGACGCGCGGACCAAACCCGCGGGAAACUGGGAACAGCGCGUCCGUGCCCACCGCCCCCCACCCCCCUCGUGCGUUCGUCCGCGCGGACCCCCGAGUUGUGCAAUACGCGGCGAGCGAGCGGCGUGUGAGGCAAGAGGGGGCGCGUGCCAAGAGUGACGGUCGCCAUGGUGCCCCCCCCCCGCCCCCUCCUCCAUCACCUCUCGCCGCCGAUUCGCCGAUUCACGUUUGAUGCAUAGCCGGCGUAGGAAUUCUGCGCAAGCCAUUGCUGUUGCUGUUGGGGAAGUGGUUUCCUAUAGGUCCAGAAAUCCUUGAUGAGCGAGGUUAUUCCAAGCGCGCGUGCCCAUGCAUGGGCGUGUGUGCGUGUCAGAGUAACGGUCGUGUGUUGCAAUAUUCGUCGCGUCAGGGGACGCUGUAAACAUUAAACGGUCCACCGUAAGAGCUUGCGCUUGGACCAAACGUGAAGCUGGGAUAUGUGGGCGUGCGAUGCAUCUCGAGAGGCACACGGGCGUAGUAAAAUCCUCGUGGUUGAACUACGCGGCGCUAAUGUGGUUGACAAGCCGUUGAAUGUAAUAAGAUAAUGGCCACUAGUUUCGCCGAUGGUGGCGUGGGUACGCUAUAUUGUCAGGUGUACGAUUGCCUAACCGAGAUAGCGUUUAUACUCGCCCUGGCCGAAGCAGGUGCUUAACCUAUCGGCCGGCUUUAUGACUCCAUUGGCGCCCGUGCUGUGCGCGUCCAAGACACGCGAUAACUCGGCCGUCGAAUAUUCGUGACCGUGUUUUCAUUCGAAGGAUCGACUCUUGCAUUGCAUUCCAGUGGGGAUGGACUCGGCACUCACGUGCGACGGCAUCUCAAGAGCGUCGCGCAGGAACCGUGGUCGUAGUUUUCCUUUAUGCAAGCAGUGGGCGAGCGAUCGGCCAGUUGAGAUGCAUGACAAGGGUGACCAAGGUUGCAUCAAGUCAUUGAGAGUACAUUCGCAUUUAGGAUCCGUGUUUGUUUUGUCGAACGAAGCAGUCACGGCCGGAGGGAAGAAGGGGGAGGGUCCUGUUUUACAAACCUCGUCGUUUGUACCGUUGCUCAAGUUUCCGUCUCCUCCGUGCAGUUUCGUGUCAAAGUCAGUGUGAUGAUGCACGUGUCUUGAGCCGUAAUUUAUUGAUGACGAGAUGCAUGGUCGCUGGAUAUCACUGCCGCUCAGAUUAUCCAACGCAGCGGUCUGUAUGUGAGCAGCGUGACGUUAGCCUUUGCCGAAUCGAUCUGAUCUGGAACGCCAUCGCGCUUCGUGGCAAGCCGCGGCGACGCAUCGACGGAGCCGUCACGCUGUCUCCCGGCCGAGUGCGUUUUUCUCGCUCGCUCUGAGACGGCAGGUCGUCGAUGGGGGUGCGUGCGCACGCACGCCGCAGGAUGGACGCGUGGGAGGGGAGAGGAAAGUGGAGGGGUCGGUUUCACGGUGUUCAAGUUGGGGGCAUCUGAGCGGCCGCUGCCGUUCCGACUGGUCCUCAGUCUGGCUGAGCACAUGGCCGGGGGAGGGCCCGUCAGCCCCACCUUUACCCGGUCUGCCCCAUCGUCCCACCCUGAGGACCCUGACCUCACGAACGCGAGGCUUUGGUAAAUCUUGGACUGUUGAUGUGGUGACACUACGUUGGCAGCGGUGCACCAAGCACAAUUAUAAAUAAAUAAAAACACUCGACACAUCCGCCACUAAUAGGCGACGUUUUGCGCAGUGGCCCGGAUAGAGAAGCCACUCUGGCCUCUGUGCUACAAAGCGUCAUUGCCUAAAACGUCGCCUGUCGCAUACUUGAGUAUGCAGAAUCUGUUGUUUAAAAAAAGCUGUAAAUUCUCAACUCUCCAGGUGUUCACCUACGCCGGUUUUAAGGCGCCGCAGUGGUGGUGGAAUGAUUCACUCGCCGCCUCUCUCCCGCGACCCGAUGAAUGGUUUCUAUCGAGGCUCGUCACUCGAUUGCGCAACACGUUUAAACAUCGCCGUGAAUGGUAGCGGCCGCCAGUGGUUGCACAGGGGUCACGUGCAGAACAACGGAUGUGGACAUCGCACACGAACCGAACAGCGUCGAUGCUCGCGCGCGUGACGUGACGCAUUCGGCGUGAGAGCAACAAUCAAUUUUCAGCGAUGAGUCGAUGCAUCAUCGCACCCCGAAGCUGACGCGUCAAGUUCAAUGCGCAGCCACGAUUGCGACUUAUUCUGCAGAAGUGCAAUUGUCAUAAAAUCUCCAGACUGUCGUAUGUUUGGCUGUUACGGUCUCGGAAUUGUUCGUGAUGAGCAUGACGAUGUUUUUGUUUGUAUCCAUGUUAUUGUUACUCUGUGCUUGUCCACCAGUGCCAGUGCAGACCCGCAGCGAAUGAUUGGGUUUUGAGAAAGCUCGCCCCGCUUUGAGCACAGCGGCGCACACGGCCAGAGCUUUAAUUUUGCACUGAAUAUUUGUUUCGGGUCGUUGGUUUAAGGGUGGGAUAUGUGGCACGCGAAACUCGUAGCCGCAGCCAUGGAGAGGAUGAACGUGGAUGCGGUGUGCCAGGUGUGUAAAUAUUUCCCGGGUGGCCAAAUCGGACCCCGGCUGAAAUGGAAUCGGUGGUGGCCGGGCAUACGAUCCUGCCCUUGAAGACGCAGGUGCGUGCAUCUAGGGCGCGUGUCGAAGUGCGGAGAGGCGCGUGCAGCCAGGAUUAAAGUCUACGAGCCGGGCGUUGCUGAACUGAUUGGAUCUUUUUGUUGUUUAAACUCGCACACGAUUAUGAAACGGGUCACUCCCCGCAUGACUCGCCUGCGGCUGCAGCCAAAACCGCUGUUGUAGCCACGAGAUGUUGACUCAAAGGCUUCGGGAGAGAGCGCUGUGGGCAGCGCACAUCAAAGAGGCUCCUUUUGCUUGGCUGGGAACGGUAGCUGCUUGAAUUCGGUUGCCCAUGGCGCGCGAUUCCAGGACGUUUAUCGCAAAAUUGAUCCUCGCAGUGGCUAUUGCUACGUGACGGGGCUCGCACAGGAGUGAUGGGACGUCGGUGCACGAUGCUGCUGCUGCUGCUGCUCUACCGGUGUCACUCCCAGGUGUACAGGCUCCGAAACUGAGGCCAGAGGAACUUGCGCACAGUUGAAUGCUCUGCACUUUCGCCUGCGUGCCGACACGUGGACAGGGUGCAAUAUCGGACCGAAUAUUCUCCCGGGCGCUGGGAGACCGGAGGUGGCACGUGACGAGUCGCCACGGUCAUACCAAGAGACUUGACACACUACUGGAUGUGGUGUGUGCCGGUUACGGAAACACUUUUACUGGUAGGAACCUCCUGGUUACACCAGCCCACAGGG